Messenger RNA from Anolis sagrei ordinatus, 1913 nucleotides. NCBI's taxonomy places the organism in Eukaryota, Metazoa, Chordata, Lepidosauria, Squamata, Anolidae. The record is from RefSeq and is a predicted model, not a curated record.
UCCAUUUCCCCCUUGAGGAGUGGGCUCUCCUGAAGCCUGGUCAGAAAGCCUUGCACGUGCAGAUCAUGGAGGAGAUUCAUGGGAUGGUGGACUCUCUUGCAGAUAACUGGGACACCAAACACAGGAAGCAUUUGGGACACAAUGGAGGCCUUCCCAGAGACCAGCAAACCCAAAGAGAAGAUGGAACUUCUGCCAGAGAAGGACCCUACAAAUGCAAUGUAUGUGGGCAGUGUUUUACCCAAAAUAUGGCACUUAUACUUCACAAGGCACUCAGUGCUGAGAAAAGCCAUUGUAAAUUGAAAGUAUCAGCAAAAUGUAUUGCUGAUUACAAACUGCCAGAUCAGAGCCAAGAAGAAAUCUUCGAAGGAACUGAGGAUUUCAUAAGCCAGAAGUGUGGGAAAUCUUUUAUCCAGAGUUCACACUCCGUUAGCCACAAAGGCCUCCACACAGGAGAGAAGCCAUACCAAUGCCAGGAGUGUGGAAAAUGUUUUGCUUACAGUUCCAACUUUGUGAGCCACAAAAGACUCCACACAGGAGACAAGCCAUACCAAUGCCAGGAGUGUGGGAAAUGUUUUGCUCGCAAUUCACAUUUGGUGAGUCAUAAAAGACUCCACACAGGAGAGAAGCCGUACCAAUGCCAGGAGUGUGGGAAAUGUUUUGCAGACAGUUCGCUAUUGGGGAGACACAAAAGAAUCCACACAGGAGAGAAGCCAUACCAAUGCCAGGAGUGUGGGAAAUGUUUUGCUGUGAAUUCAGCCUUGGUGACCCACGAGAGACUCCACACAGGAGAGAAGCCAUACCAAUGCCAGGAGUGUGGGAAAUGUUUUGCUCAGAUUUCACAUUUGGUGAGCCACAAAAGACUCCACACAGGAGAGAAGCCAUACCAGUGCCAGGAGUGUGGGAAAUGUUUUGCUGUGAAUUUUGCUUUGGUGACCCACAAAAGACUCCACACAGGAGAGAAGCCAUACCAAUGCCAGGAGUGUGGGAAAUGUUUUGCUCAGAGUUCAGCUUUGGUGAGCCACAAAAGACUCCACACAGGAGAGAAGCCAUACCAAUGCCAGGAGUGUAGGAAAUUUUUUGGUGACAGUUCAACCUUGAUGAGGCACAAAAGACUCCACACAGGAGAGAAGCCAUACCAAUGCCAGGAGUGUGGGAAAUGUUUUUCUCUGUGUUCUGCCUUGGUGAAGCACAAAAGACUCCACACAGGAGAGAAGCCAUACCAAUGCCAGGAGUGUGGGAAAUGUUUUGCUCAGAGUUCACAUUUGGUGAAGCACAAAAGACUCCACGCAGGAGAGAAGCCAUAACAAUGCCAGGAGUUUGGGAGAUGUUAUUGCUUGCAUUUCAUAUUUGAUGAAACACAAAAGAUUUUACACAGGAGAGAAUCAUGCCAAGAGUGUGGGAAGUGUUUUCCUUGGAAGUUGUCACUUCUGAAAGUCAACAAAAUAGCCCACUUAUAUACAAAAAAAAUGCAGUGAAUAAUAUGACCGUUGAAGCUUAUUAUACUGUUCAAAUUUACAGUAAUCACAAAUGAUACUGUAUGAGUUUUGUACAAUCACUUUGAAAUGGUAUCGACACCGUGUGUUCUUAUGCCGAGUUGACCAUGGAUCAGCCACCCACAACUGGUUUUGGCUUUACUCCAGGCCCUUCUCUGGUGAUCUGAAAUUGUUAUAUACAUCAACAAUUGCUACAAAUAUAUCCAUUUAACAGCAUAUAAUAAAAUACAUUUGAAGGCACUUACAAAGUUAUACACUUGACACUUGUUCUCCUUAGAGAUACAGAUUUUUAUACUUAGUGGGAUCUAGACCAAAGGAACAAAAUGUGGCUGUGAGCAUUUGAAAGUUACAUAUACAGAAAAUAAAUGUUUUAUCAAGAUAUGAAUGUAUUUCACAGAAUAAAUGUGUACUCACGGGAAA